CACAGCGGAUUCAAACACAAUUACUGUAAUCUGCUUUUUAUUACUAUCGAUUUCAUUAUAAAGUUUUCGCUAUAAAAUGCUCGAAAACUUUUCCAAUUUACAUCAGUAAUUUUUUUGAAAAGUUCUAGCUCUAAAGCUACAUUGAUAGAUAUUUUCGCUGUAGAGUCAUGAAGCAAAUUAUUGUUGCAGUAGCUGUCAUAGCAAUGGUUUUUGCUCAUCCACCAGAUAUGGAUCCUGCAUGUGCUCCAUUCAAUCUGCCCAAAAAUGCGACAUUUAGUGAUUGCUGUCAAAUGAAGGUACAAAUGAUUCCAACGGAUGUAUUCCAAAAAUGUGCUUCUCAAUUUCCGAAGCACCCACCUCCACCUCCCGCACAAGAUGGAAAACCAAUGGGACCACCGCCUAUGUUUUGCUGCAUUACUGAAUGUGUUAUGAAAGAACUUAAAGUAUUUGUUGAUGGGAAAGUUGAUGUUAAUGCUGCUGUCACACAACUAAUUGGAAGUGAUAGUUCAUUGAAAUCAACAGCGGAAUCUGCAGUUAAUUACUGUGUAAAUAAAACAUCAACAAUGCCUUCACCACCUCCAUCACCAGGCGCUACUUGCAGUCCAAUUCCGAUGAUGAUGAUUGGAUGUGUUUAUGGUCAAAUUUACAAAAAUUGUGGUUCACAAAUUGUACCCAACAAACCCGAAUGCACUCAAUUGAGUGAUUUUGCUAAAAAAUGUGAUUGGGUUCCACCAAUGAAAAAGGAUUAAAUUUAGACGUGAUCUUGAUAAAUUAUCAUUUUUUUGUGUCGGAAACUUGAUUGAGUAUUUUAUAGAUAAAACCAGUAUUAAAAAAUAUCGCAUAUUAAUAAAUACCGAAUGAAAAUUAUAUAACGGUUUUUUAAAAAUUGAAUAUUUCGUUGAUCUACAAAAAAAUCUC
Molecule: messenger RNA, 918 nt
Organism: Chironomus riparius
Lineage: Eukaryota; Metazoa; Arthropoda; Insecta; Diptera; Chironomidae
Source: the annotation of a GenBank genome assembly